AUGCAGGGAACGGUGACGGAGAAGCCGUCCUUCGACGGCCAGCAGGCGGCACAAAGGCUUCGAGAGGCCAUGAAGGGAUUCGGCACCGACGAACAGGCGUUGAUCGAUGCCAUCUGCGAGCACAACAAUCAACAACGUCAGAUCAUCCGAAGCAAGUACCAGGCCCUCUUCGGACGGGAUUUGUUAGAGGACAUUAAGAAGGAGACAGGAGGACGAUUCGAGGACGUGCUGGUGGCCCUACUCAUGCCCUCGACCGAGUACUUGGCAAGUUGCCUCAAAGACGCCUUCAAGGGAAUAGGGACGGACGAGGAUGCGGUCAUCGAGCUUCUCUGCUCUCGAGCUCCGGCCGAGAUCAAGGCUAUCAAGAAGGCCUAUCAAGAAAAGUACGGUGACUCGUUGGAGGAUAAGGUGCAGAGCGAGCUGACUGGGACGCUUUGCAAGGUCGUUCUCUCUCUCUUGGCUGGCUCGAGGGAUCAGUCCAAGACGGUGAACGAGGGACAAGUCCAGCAGGACGUCGCCGAUCUGAUAGCAGCUGGAGUGGCCCAAUGGGGGACAGAUGAGUCUGUCUUCAACGUGAUUCUCUGUAACCGAUCCUUCCCGCAUCUCCAACGCCUCUUCCAGCGAUACGUGCAGGAAACCGGGAGCAACCUCACCGAUGACAUUUCAAGGGAAUUCUCUGGACACGCACAGGCUGCUCUCCUCGCUAUCGUGCAAUCGGCCCUGGACGUCCCGACGUUCUUCGCCCAGAAACUCCAGCAUGCCCUCGGAGGCCUCGGGACCAAGGACAACAUCGUGAUCCGAAUCCUCGUCUCCCGAUCCGAGAUGGACCUGCGGGACAUCAAGGUUCGCUACGAGGCGAUGUUCGAACGCUCCCUCGCGGAGGCCAUUCGUAAGGACAUGAGCGGCGACUACGAGAAAGUCCUUCUGCGCAUCCUGGGUGAAGCUUGAACGACCUUCGAUGACCUUCGAUGUCCUUCGACGACCUUCGUAUGCAUAAUCUCUCGUGGAACCCUGUCGUGCGAUCCGAUGGUGAUGCCCUCGGGGACCGAGCGGUCGCGAAGAACUACGUAGGAAAGCGAACUUGGGACACCGAACUCCCCCACUCUAUUCCUGUCUACUGCUGAACCUUUGAACGUACCGUCACAGGUGGUAAUGGCAAAAUCAGUAGCGUGUCCUGAAAAUCUCAAUAGGGGGGGGGGGGGGGGUUGACGUAUGAAAAAUUGGUAACCUACCCUGUAUUUAUGGCUAAAUUUAAAAUUUUUUUGAGAAAUGAACCUGUAAAAUAUAUCCCAAGAGGGGGGGGGAGGGUUAUGACCCUUAAACCCCCUUGGGCACGCCACUGGGCAAAAUAAGAGCGGGGAGGAGAAAAGGAUUCCUGGAAGCAGUGCCCGUGGGGAAGGCCCUGGCAGGUUGGAAUCGGUAGAUAUCUACUCUCACGACCUGGCAGUCAUGACUUACAGAAGAGACGACGAUCAUCACCUUUCUAUCUAAGCUUCUUGGUCACAUUAGUAAAAUUUCGGGUUCAUUUUUUAAUAGUAAACCUGGCCCUAGAUGAAGGUUUUCGAAAACCAAAUAGACGUUAAGUAUAUCACUCUUAGAGAAUCUUAAGAAUUUUGGUGAAGUCCGGAGCAGCGACACACCCACGAACGCUGGCGAAAGCCUGGUGUUGAUACGGAGACACGCUUCCGGUUGUUCGCAUGAAGGAGCUUCGUUUCUCAUUUCGCUCAGCGAAAAUUCACUAGCCUCUCCUCAACCUAACGCCAUGUAACCGUCGUUCGAGCCGAGGGUGGACGGGAUACUCGCCCUGAAGGCAAGGCCAUCAGGUAGCACGGAAAGGGUUUUCGAUCGAAUCAAACAUCGUGUAGACAUUUCUUUUGCUAAUAUUCAUGUUGCUUCCAAGUUCUUUUUUCAAUGGUAGAAAUUUUGGUUUGUAUAAAUUUUUUUGAAGUGCCUUCUUGAA
Messenger RNA from Darwinula stevensoni, 1960 nucleotides. Lineage: Eukaryota; Metazoa; Arthropoda; Ostracoda; Podocopida; Darwinulidae. The record is from the annotation of a GenBank genome assembly.